This is a messenger RNA of Brachypodium distachyon (stiff brome), 1800 nucleotides long. Its product is annotated as lysophospholipid acyltransferase 2. NCBI's taxonomy places the organism in Eukaryota, Viridiplantae, Streptophyta, Magnoliopsida, Poales, Poaceae. Gene Ontology annotation, molecular function: acyltransferase activity. The transcript is spliced from 8 exons. The record is from RefSeq and is a predicted model, not a curated record. The coding region runs from base 135 to 1514 and encodes 459 amino acids. Gene Ontology annotation, biological process: phospholipid biosynthetic process; triglyceride biosynthetic process; lipid modification. Gene Ontology annotation, cellular component: membrane; endoplasmic reticulum.
UCGCUUCAGGAAAAAACAAGAGGCACCCCAUCGCUCGGGCGUCGGGGAGGGGGACAACCAAAUCUUCUCUGUUCUGUAUCGCCCGCAUCUGUUCGUCUCUCCCGGCGGCGGCGGUGGCGGUGGCGGUGGCGACGAUGGGGCUCGAGAUGGAGCCGAUGGCGGCGGCGAUAGGCGUGUCGGUGCCCGUUCUCCGGUUCCUCCUCUGCUUCGCGGCCACCAUCCCGACGGGUCUCCUCUGGCGGGCGGUGCCAGGAGCCACGGGGCGGCACCUCUACGCGGGGCUCAGCGGCGCCGCGCUCUCCUACCUGUCCUUCGGGGCCACCUCCAACCUCCUCUUCGUCGUGCCCAUGGCGCUCGGCUACCUCGCUAUGCUCCUCUGCCGUCGCCACGCCGGCCUCGUCACCUUCCUCGGCGCCUUGGGCUUCCUCAUCGCAUGCCACGUGUAUUAUAUGAGUGGGGAUGCGUGGAAGGAGGGAGGAAUCGAUGCAACUGGUGCUUUAAUGGUUUUAACAUUGAAAGUCAUUUCAUGCGCAAUAAACUACAGUGAUGGUCUUUUGAAGGAAGAGGGCCUGCGUGAUGCUCAGAAAAAGUAUCGCUUGGCUAAGCUUCCUUCUCUAGUUGAAUAUUUUGGUUACUGCCUCUGCUGUGGCAGCCACUUUGCUGGACCAGUAUAUGAGAUGAAAGAUUAUCUUGACUGGACCGAAAGGAAAGGAAUAUGGGCCGGCUCAACUCCUUCUCCAUUGUUACCUACUCUGCGUGCUCUAGUUCAGGCAGGAAUAUGCAUGAGUUUAUAUUUGUAUCUGUCACCUCGGUUUCCACUUUCUCGAUUUAGUGAGCCCCUAUAUUAUGAGUGGGGUUUCUGGCACCGGCUCUUCUUUCAGUACAUGUCAGGUUUUACUGCUCGUUGGAAAUACUACUUUAUAUGGUCAGUUUCAGAAGCUUCAGUUAUUAUAUCCGGUCUGGGCUUCACCGGUUGGUCUGAUUCUUCUCCCCCAAAAGCCAAAUGGGAGCGUGCUAUAAAUGUUGAUAUUCUAGGUGUUGAAUUAGCUGGAAGUGCAGUUCAAUUGCCACUUAAGUGGAAUAUUCAAGUGAGCACAUGGCUGCGAUACUAUGUGUACGAGAGGUUAAUCCAGAAAGGAAAGAAGCCUGGUUUCCUUCAGUUGCUUGGUACACAGACUGUCAGUGCUAUCUGGCAUGGACUGUAUCCAGGAUAUAUGAUAUUCUUUGUUCAGUCGGCAUUGAUGAUAAAUGGUUCCCGAGUUAUAUACAGAUGGCAGCAAGCUGUGAGCAACUCAGUACUCCACACUAUCCUGACUUUACUAAAUUUUGCAUACACGAUGAUGGUGCUCAACUACUCAUGCAUUGGCUUCCAGGUACUGAGCUUCCAGGAAACGUUAGCAUCCUACAAGAGCGUAUAUUAUGUCGGUACAAUUGUUCCCAUUCUAUGUGUCCUGCUGGGCUAUGUUAUCAAGCCAGCCAGGCCUGUGAAGCCGAAGGCUCGGAAGGCUGAAUGAGGAACAGAGGGAACACUUGUCAUUAAAUAGGGGAAGGAUCAAUGAUGAUUAUGACCAGCUAGUUUUCAGUUUACUUCCAUCUUUGUGGAAUGAAAUGACAUUUAGCAAAGGAUAAUUUGGUGGCUCCAUCCAACUCAUACACUUUGGAGUCAUUGACCAAUCAUUAAAACGUGUCAUUUUCGUUGGGUUCAUCUUACUUUUGUAUUACCACUAUAUGCAACACAUGAUUUUUCUGCCCAAGCAGAUUAUUAUUUAUUUUUAUUUGCAAAGACGAAGCCUUUUGUUA